Molecule: messenger RNA, 931 nt
Organism: Ictalurus punctatus (channel catfish)
Lineage: Eukaryota; Metazoa; Chordata; Actinopteri; Siluriformes; Ictaluridae
Gene: rab1aa
Product: RAB1A, member RAS oncogene family a
Exons: 6
Coding region: 192-800 (202 amino acids)
Molecular function (GO): GTPase activity; GTP binding
Source: RefSeq, a predicted model, not a curated record
UCACAACCUGGUUGCCAUUUUUGUUAGCCAACUGACUCAAUCCACCCGGAUCUUCAGCAUUUCAUCUCCAAGCUCCAAACCCGGGCAGGAAUUGACCAGAAACCUUCAAAUACAUUAAAAUCACAACAGAGAAGAAAGAAGACACAAACUAAGCUUGAUUAUAAGGAGAUUCUCUGGGCCAGGUGUCAACCAUGAACCCUGAAUACGACUACCUGUUCAAACUGCUGCUGAUUGGAGAUUCUGGGGUCGGGAAGUCCUGCCUUCUCCUGCGAUUUGCAGACGAUACAUAUACCGACAGCUACAUCAGCACGAUCGGCGUUGACUUCAAAAUCAGAACGAUAGAACUGGACGGCAAGACCAUCAAACUACAGAUUUGGGAUACGGCGGGUCAGGAGAGGUUCCGCACCAUCACCUCCAGCUACUACAGAGGCGCCCACGGCAUCAUCGUCGUCUACGACGUCACAGAUCAGGAGUCAUUCACCAAUGUGAAGCAGUGGCUGCAGGAGAUCGACCGCUUUGCCAGCGAGAACGUCAACAAACUGCUUGUGGGCAACAAGUGUGACCUGACCACCAAGAAAGUAGUGGACUACACGACAGCCAAGGCGUUUGCGGACUCUCUGGUAAUCCCGUUCCUGGAGGCGAGUGCGAAGAACGCCACCAACGUGGAGCAGGCCUUCAUGACCAUGGCGGCAGAGAUCAAGAAGAAGAUGGGACCAGGCGCCAGCACGGGCGGGGCCGAGAAAUCAAACGUCAAAUUCCACAGCCAGCCCGUGAAGGCGUCCAGCGGAGGCUGCUGCUGAGUCCCGAACUCACCCGAACACACAGCGUACAAAGGAAGAGUGAUGUUACCUACCACCGUACGCCUGAGCAGACGCACAGUGGAGAGGGAGGGAGUGUGUGUGUGUGUGUGUGUGUGUGUGUGAAUGAGAGA